AUGACAAAGAAAGAAAUGAAGGAAAUAGCCAAGUACCUGCAGAAUCAGAACUACUCUGCGGGCAGUGUUGACAACGUCCUUCACUAUGCCUGCGAGCUGUUUGAAGGAAUGAAAGCUUACCGUGGCGUUGACAAUCGCAUCCGUUUGUUUCGCCCUGAGUUGAAUAUGGCUCGCAUGCGAAAAUCUGCGGAAAGAAGCACUCUGCCAGAUUUUGACGGGAACGAGUUAAUCGAGUGCAUGAAAGAGUUGGUAAGUUAUUAA
Strongylus vulgaris is the source of this 261-nucleotide messenger RNA. Lineage: Eukaryota; Metazoa; Nematoda; Chromadorea; Rhabditida; Strongylidae. The record is from the annotation of a GenBank genome assembly.